Staurois parvus is the source of this 351-nucleotide messenger RNA. NCBI's taxonomy places the organism in Eukaryota, Metazoa, Chordata, Amphibia, Anura, Ranidae. The record is from the annotation of a GenBank genome assembly.
GGAGCGACAGGUCUCGGGCCCCAGGCGGAGCGGAGCGGGCGCCGGACCCCCAGGUGGAGCGACAGGUCUCGGGCCCUCAGGCGGAGCGGCGGGCCCCCGCCGGACCCCCAGGUGGAGCGACAGGUCUCGGGCCCUCAGGCGGAGCGACAGGUCUCGGCCCCUCAGGCGGAGCGGCGGGCGCCGGACCCCCAGGCGGAGCGACAGGUCUUCGGGCCCCCAGGCGGAGCGGCGGGCGCCGGACCCCCAGAUGGAGCACAGGUCCACGGGCCCCCAGGCGGAGCGAACAGAGUCUCGGGCCCGCUCAGGCGGAGCGGCAGGCGCCGGACCCCCAGGUGGAGCAACAACAGGUCU